GCGAGAGGCGAUUGGUGGUUGGCAUGAGCGCGAGUGCAAUCUCGCGUCCACUUGUCAUUUCGAGAAAGAAGUAAUCGAUGGCUCCUGCUAAGACUGCCGCUAAGAAGCCCGCCGCCAAGAAGACGGUCGCCCGCCGCCAGAACGUUGUCUUGGCCCGUGGCAUCAACGCCAUCUCGGCCAACUCGCUCGCCCGCACGAACGGCCGCUUCAAGGCCGGCCCCAAGGCCUCGCAGAAGAAGGCUGUCGUCACCAAGACGCUCCGCAAGCCCAAGUGGUACCCCACGGACUACGUCCCGAAGCCGCUCCCGUCGGCCAAGACCGCCCGCAACUCGGUCAAGACCGCCAAGCUCCGCGCCUCGAUCACCCCCGGCACGGUCCUCAUCCUCCUUUCGGGCCGCUUCCGUGGCAAGCGCGUCGUGUUCCUUAAGCAGCUUGCUUCGGGCACGCUCCUCGUCACCGGCCCGUACAAGGUCAACGGUGUCCCGCUUCGCCGCGUGAACCAGGCCUUCGUCAUCGCCACGUCGACGAAGGUUGAUAUCUCGGACGUCAAGCUCCCGGAGAUCAACGACGCCUACUUCGCCCGCGAGAAGACGUCGUCGAAGAAGGACGAAGAGGCUUUCUUCGCCCAGGCCUCGACGGCUGCCAUCGUCUCGGAGCAGCGCAAGAAGGACCAGAAGAUCGUCGACGCCGCUCUUCUCAAGAAGAUCGCCGCCGUCCCGGCCCUCAAGCACUACCUCAACGCCAAGUUCUCGCUCACGAAGAACGACCGCGUCCACGAGAUGAAGUUCUAAAUGGAGUGCUUUACUCCAUUGGAAUGAGAGAUUGGCUAAAUGACAAUACAGCGCAGCUUAUUACUUCUA
Molecule: messenger RNA, 860 nt
Organism: Saprolegnia diclina VS20
Lineage: Eukaryota; Oomycota; Saprolegniomycetes; Saprolegniales; Saprolegniaceae
Product: 50S ribosomal protein L6e
Exons: 3
Coding region: 78-791 (237 amino acids)
Biological process (GO): ribosomal large subunit assembly; cytoplasmic translation
Cellular component (GO): cytosolic large ribosomal subunit; ribosome
Molecular function (GO): RNA binding; structural constituent of ribosome
Source: RefSeq, a predicted model, not a curated record